Molecule: messenger RNA, 2141 nt
Organism: Drosophila pseudoobscura
Lineage: Eukaryota; Metazoa; Arthropoda; Insecta; Diptera; Drosophilidae
Product: tetraspanning orphan receptor
Exons: 5
Coding region: 149-1438 (429 amino acids)
Cellular component (GO): lysosomal membrane
Source: RefSeq, a predicted model, not a curated record
CUAGCUUUUUGACGCUCAAAAUCUGGCAACACUGCUGCUGCGCAGUUCAUUAAAAAAGAUUUCGAAUUCUGUGCAAGUUUAACAACUAGAUUAGUUUUAUACAACACUCCAAAGCUUGUGGCACCCACCUCUGUCUGCGGGGCGUGAAAUGUUAAGGAUUCACGUCAAAAUGGGUCCGCAACGUAGUCAUCAUCCCAGCAACAACAACAACAGCAAUGGCACCGCCACCAGCAGCAAUGGCAAUCGCCAGCAUAAGGAGUUUACGUGCUGUUUUGGUCUGCAUGUCCAUACGGCAACCCUGAUGAUUGGAUUGUGGCAUUUGUUCCUCAACAUUUUGGCCCUCAGCGUUCUGGCGGUCAUCUGGCGCAACCCCGAGAUGAUGGACGAGUUGGAAAGCGGCAGCCAUGACUACACUGUGGAUCUCAAUGCACCGGCCUUGCCGACGCCCCUGAGCAAAGUGGACCCGCCCUACGCCUACCGCGACCAUUCCCUCAACUAUCGUAAGCGUGAGCAGAACUUUGACAUGGGCGGACUGGUGUGCACCUGCAUGAUAGCCAUAACACUGAUGAUGAUCUAUGGAACCAUCAAGGGGAAACCGUCGCAUCUGUUGCCCUUCUUCUGUCUGCAGCUGUUUGACUUCGCCAUAACGACCCUCACCGCCGCUGGCUAUCUGUGCUACCUACAGGCCAUCCAUCGCAUCAUUGCCGAGUCUCACCGCUUGCCCUGGCGCGAGAAGCUGCUGGAGCUGCCGCCUGAGGAGCUUGUCGUGGUGGUUCUCGUCGUUUUCGUGUGCAUUGUAUUCCUGAAGGCCUACUGCAUUGGCAUUGUAUGGCGCUGUUACAAGUACCUGACUCUGCGUCAGCAACAUAUCCGCACUUUGUUCCCCUUCCUCGAGACGGGAUCCGGGAUCAAUGGUGUGGGCGGCACCUUUGGGGCUGAGGAGCGUGCCUACUCCACUCUGUUGCCCAACUAUGAUGAGGCCAUUGCCCAAUAUUUGAAGCAGGCACCGCCGCCAUCCUAUCAGGUGGCCAUGUCCAACUACCAAGAGGAUCAGGCCGGAGAAGCUGGCGGUGCUGAAGCAAAUCCUGGUGUGCCCCCCCUGUUCGUGGCUCUGGAUGCAGUGGCCACUGCAAACGCCGCCUCCAUUAUGGAUGAUAAUGAUAACAUGGAUAACAACAACGAAAUGCCGAACAACAACAACACGAUGCACGUGAAUGCCAACACGCCUCCAAUGCGACGCAGUGAUGUCGCCCUUGGCCCCAUUUCCGAUGACGAUGAUGAUCUGGAGGUGAUCGACGCAGGCCUAGAUGCGAUGGAGAGCAUUCCACCGCCGCCGCCGUACAACGAUGUGGCCGAUGCCGAAGUGCAGGUGCCAUCCCCGUCAGCGGUAGAUCGUCAGGUCAACAUAACACCUGGGCGCAAUGAAAGCCAGGCCUAAGUUGUGAUUUCUUUAAGUUUGUUUCUCACUAUGUAACCGUGAUGUGAGCGCGUGCUCGCAUUACUAGCAUCCACAUCCUCGUCUUGCCCAGCCGCACAACGUUUUUUUGGUUAUCAUUACUUGGCUCAUUCCGUUUCCUCCAUCAAUCAGGUGCACUCUUGCGUUUAUACAUAUAUGCUCUAUAUACCUCUAUCUAUACAUAUAUAGUAUGUAUUUAUGCAUAAAUGUGUUGAAAAGUGUUUUAGCAAAUGAAAAAUUUGAAGUAAUUCCCAUUUAUAGCCGCCGCUCAUUAUAUUGUUGUUUAAGGUAAAAUGAAAACGCAAGCAGAUUGUCUUUAUGAAUGCAUAUAUGCUAUAUAUAUAUAUAUAUAUAUAUAUGGUUGCUUCUCAUUAAAUUUCCAAAACCAAAAAAAGGACCGUAACAAGGAUUUUGGUGUGGCCCAGAAAAGCUUCAAUUCCUUUUCGGCCACGUCCGAUAUACGAAAGUAGAUGCAACAACAACCUGUUAUAAACGUUUUCAUUCGUUUAACCAUGAGAAUUUCAAUUAGAUUAAGCCCAAGUAGUUCGUUACCAGAUAAAUUCAAUUGGCGCCCGCAGCCCACAGCCCGAAAGCCCUGUCUCUGGAUAUUAAUAUGGAUGUUCUUUGUGUUAAGCUAUCUCGUAAGACUCUUAUGCAUAUUAUAUACUCGAUACUUGAUACGGAA